AUGAGCAGACCACAAGGCCCUGAACCAUCCUGCGAAAUCUGUGACCCGAUGAUCGGCCAUGAGUGGCGAGGUUGUGGAUUGGGUUCCGCUGCUGUCAGGCACGAAGCCAUGCCUGAAGGUGUGAUGAGAACAGAUGGUGCUUGUACUUGGUUCAUGCGGAGGGCUAAAGGGCUACAGCUGCAAGGCACUUUGCAUCCGCGUUCUGGAGGUUUGCCAUCCAUCCCGUCGGGCCUGGCUUCUGCUGCAUCUCCAGGAUGGCCUUUGAUGGGACUGGCGCCCCGGCAAAGGCUGCGAAUCGUGGCCACGUUGUCUACAACACCGCCCAGGCUGCGAUCUGCUGAGCUAAAGGCCUGCCUUCUGUCCUUGCUGAUGCAGAAGACGCCCGUGUCUGUGUUCUUGGUGGUGCCACAAGGCCCAUGGCAGCGUGGCGGUGCUUACCCCCGCACGCUGCCGCCAUGGCUGCUGCGGCUGCAGAGACAGUGGCGCCGCUUGCGGGUGCUGCGCUCAAGGGAUUGGGGGCCUGGGACGGCGCUCCUGCGAGCGGUAGAGGUGGUGAAGGAGCCCAGCGCCUGGAUUCUCGCAGUGGACGACGAUCACUGCUACCAUCCGGAGCUGGUCACGAACUUGCUGCGCUUUGCGGCAGGCACUCCUGGAACGGCGGUUGCUUCGCAUGGCUGGCUCGCCUUAGAUGAGGACACUGCCUCUCGCGCAGUCGCAGCUGCAGGGCCGGCUUUGGCACGGAAUAUCCGUGCCGGCAACACGGCCGCAGGUCCCAUUCUGUGCCACUUCCUGGGGCUCCUGGUGCAGCGCGCUAUGCUGGAUGGCUUGCAUGCGCCGCGUCGGGUUUCCGCGUGCAGCGAGCACAACGACAUCUGGCUGUCCGCGCAUUUGGCCCGCCGGCGCAUUCGCCGGGCCAUGGUGUCGGAUCCGUUGGGUGCCAAAAGCCUUGCAACUCAUCGCAAGCGGGGCCUCUCAUUGACACGUCGCCGACGUAGAAAGCCUGAGGCCGACUGUUUGAUGGAGUUUCAUGAGAUCUAUGGUGACACCAUUUGGAAGCCUUUGCCCCGGAUGGCUCUUUGUGCGCCAGUGCUGCCAACCGUGCUGGAACAGCUUGCUGCUGAAGGACAGGUUGUACAUUCAGCUUACACUUGCGCGCUGUCAUCAAAGAGUUUGCCUCCGAGCUCUGAUGUCAGGCGCGUGCCGUGCUGGCAGCCUGCAGAGCAUUCGCUGCUCAGCCAGGUGUUGCUUCAGGAGCGGGAGGCCUCCACCAUCAUCGUUCUCCCAGCGGAGACCUUCAACAGUUCGCGAAGGGCUGCUGUGCAGGUGGUAGGUGCGCUGCUGUCGUGUCUUCUUUUUGGAGACAGUGCCGGAUUUUGUGAGCGAGAUGGCUGGCGAGCAGUCAGCGUGAAGGCUCAGCACCUGGUGAACUUUUGCAAGGCCUGGGUUUCCCAGCAGGCACGAGCACGCUCUGCGGCACUGCGUGCUGAGCGGCCAGGCGUCGUGGCUGGUCGUCGCGGGUUUGAGGAUGAAGUGGUGCGGGAUUUCAAGAAGAAGCUGUCUCAGGCUGGCUCGCCCCAUGUUGCUGCCCUUGGCUUGCCGGAGGUGGUGCCGGAGAACCCCCGCUCCUCGAGUUUGCCGGGUCUGCGGGGCGAGCUGCUCUAUCCGGAGGUGGGCCGGGCAAGGGACAUCGCCCAGCCCGGCGGCUUCCGUCGAGAGCACGUGCUGCGGCAAGCGCCCAACGAGGCAGCAGAGCAGCCGCUGCUCAGCAGCUUGUUGGACCCACGCCUGCGGAGAUACUUUGAGCCGCAGGAUGAAGAGGUCACCUCAGAUUCCAUCAUCUCAACGACCAGGGGCGCCUCGAACCUGUCCACUGUUUUGGUGAUUUUGAAAUCCACGAUCGGUGGCACUCUGGUGAUUAUCCCCGGGGCCUUCGCGACCACGGGCUUGCUGCUAGCCCCACUCAUUUUGCUCUUUGUGGGUGGGGUGGAAAUCUACUGCAUGGUCCUGCUUGUGCAGUGCGUUCGCUCGCUUGGGGGUGGCUCCUAUGGCGAAAUCGCCAGGCAAUCCAUGGGUGCUGUGGGCAUGUGGGCCGUUGAUCUCAGCAUCCUACUGUCGCAAACGGGCUUUGUUUGCGCCGAAAUGCUGUAUGUGGCCAAGAAUUGCAGUGGAGCAGCUGCCAGAUACGGCAUCAGGUCGUCCAUAGUAUCUGAGACGGGCAUCCUGCUGCUUCAGCUGGUAGUGGUGAUUCCCAUGUCUUGGAUCCGACAGCUGAAGUACUUCCAAUUUUCAAACUUCAUUGCCAACGCCACCGUGUUGCUGGCCCUUGGCGUGCUUCUGAGCUACUCUACGGUGGGCUUGGCGGAUGAGGGCCCCGGAGAGAACAUUCACGCCGCUGGCUCUGGCUGGAUGAUUUUCGCGGGCACCGUGGUUUUUUCUUUUGAGUGCAUCAAUUUUGUGAUCCCGAUGUAUGAUGCGCAUGAGAACAAGGAGACGUUCGCACCCAUCCUGGUGAUGACUUUGCUGGGUGUCUGCGGCUUGUUCAUUCUGUUUGGUGCUGUGAACUACGGCUACUACGGCGAGGACACAAAGCCUGUGAUCACUCUGAACUUGCCAGAGACCUCGCAGACGGGCCGCAUAGUGCCCUUUGCUUUUGCGCUGGCCUCACUCUUCAAUGUGCCCUUGUUUCUUUUUCCAGCUGCGAUUUACUUGGAAGCGCAGCUCCUCAGCAAAGUGCCAUCUUCUUCUCAGGUGUGCAGCCAGAGCCGGGCAGUGAAGAUCAUGAACGGCGGCGUCUUUUUGCUAGGGCUGAUCCUUUUCGUGUACACCUCGUAUUCGUCAAUCAAGCAGCUCGCAAGUUGCGACGUCAAGUUGGGCUUGAUUGGCGGUCUCCGGGGCUUCGGCUUCUACGCUCGGGCCCACCAGCGGCGCUGCCAGGACUGCCCCUCGAGGGAACAGGAAACUCCUGUGGAGGAGCAAGGCGUUGACGACACUGCCGACGACGCUUCGGAUUGCAUGUCGCCUGUUACUUCGAAGGACCACACAGCUGGCGAGCAUCAAGAGCAGGAUGGCGAGGGCAAAGAAACGCACAGCCCGAAGGCGAAGAACCCUGUUUCUCCUGGUGAGGAGUCCUUCUUGUCUGAGACCACGGCCCCCAACUAUCGCUUUCGCGGAAGCCCCAUCAUGGACGAUAGUGCUGAUCACUCCUUCCAAACCGACAUGCGAGCCUUCCACACCCCGAAUGUCAAAGAUUGCUUGCGGACUCCUCCGCUAGACCAAGAGCAAGGAUGUGCUUCAACGUUUGCUUCCGUGGCAGCGGCCGACUUUGCGCGGCAACACUUGGAAUGGGUCCAGGAGAUGGAGAUGGUGGAUCAGAAGCAAGUGGAUGUGAUGACAACUCAGUGGAGGUUGCUUCGGAGCCAGACGGGCAUGCUCGCGCAACAGCUCAUUGACAUGCGCAAGGAGCUUGACCUUCUGCGGAGCGAGCAGCAGCGGGCGGCUGCGCGCUGGGAGACGCAGAGCUACCAAGGACGCGAGCUGCAGCACCGCCUGGCCACCACGCUGCAGCAGAGUGUGGAGGAGACGCACAUGAGCUUGGCCAGAAUGCGCACGGAGGUUCAGAAGCGGACAUCCCAGGAUUCGGAUAUGAUGCGGCGGCUGCAAAGCUUGGAAAGCUGGACGGCAGCAGAGCUGCCGAAGCUCGAGUGCGAGGUCUCAGAGUUGCGCAGUGCUGUGGAUGUCAGUGCAAAGCAUACGGUCCUGCUGAGAGAUCAGAUGCUGCAGCAAGUUGAUGACUUGAAAUCUGGUCAUGUGGUGGCCAUGGAGCACAGCACGAAGCAGCAUGACCGUAUGCGAAAAGGCUUGCGAGCGCUUAUGACAGCACACGAGAGCCACAGGAAUGAGGUCCAGCACAUGCAACAGACCUGGCAAGAUUCAAUCAGCCAGAAGCUGGAGAACUUGCACGAGGCACAACAGCACUUGGCGGAAACUGUGCCGGCCAAGGAGGAUGGCAACUUGCAGAACCGUUUGGACGACUUGGAGGCGAUGGUUGACGGAUUCGAUGGCAAAGCUCAAGGCUUGAAGCAAACCUGUGCCGAGAUUGAUGCCAAGUGCCAGGAGCUGGAGAAAAGCAACAAAUGGAUGGGGGCAACACUCAGCCAGGAGGUCCACGCUCGUCAUUCCAUGACAGAGGUCUUUGAACAAAUGCUCAAGACGGAAGCUGCCAAAAUAGCCAGUUCUGUGAGCGACCAAGCGGCGGUGGCCCACUUGGAUUGCAAGGACACCCAGAAGACAAUCAUGGACCACUUGAGCAAGGAGACCACCGAGCGCCAAGAGCAGGCCCGCGCCAUCAACUGCGAUCUCGCAAGUCUGGGCAAUGGCCUGGGUGGUCGACUUGGUCGAUUGGAAGGAGCUUGGCAGGGAGUGCAUCAGGACUGGCGUGACACCGAACACACCUUCCAGAUGGUACAGGGGCAGCUGCAUCAAUUGGAGUCGUGCCUGGAGACCGGCCUCAAGGGUCUGCGUGCGGAGAUGCACAGCAGCUUCCGUGAGGAACGCCUGAAGAGGGAGGUGAAUGGCAACAGCAUGGCAGAGCGGAUGCAAGCUUGGGAGGACUUUCACAAGCACUUGCGCCAGUGGUACGUCGCCCACGCCGACCCGCCUCGGGAUGGACGGCUGCGGGACUCCGACAUGAACAUGGAGCGCUUGGCCGAGAUGCUCCGGUGCUCUCAGGAUGCAGACUGGAGGGGACGCCUGGGAGAAGUCCCCGACAUUUUGCGCGGCUCCGAAAACUUUGAUGCUUGA
Messenger RNA from Effrenium voratum, 4800 nucleotides. NCBI's taxonomy places the organism in Eukaryota, Dinophyceae, Suessiales, Symbiodiniaceae. The record is from the annotation of a GenBank genome assembly.